This is a messenger RNA of Varroa destructor (honeybee mite), 7942 nucleotides long. RefSeq lists its product as uncharacterized. The record is from RefSeq and is a predicted model, not a curated record. NCBI's taxonomy places the organism in Eukaryota, Metazoa, Arthropoda, Arachnida, Mesostigmata, Varroidae.
CUACAUAGGUAGCGAUUAUAACUGCGGCAGCGACACCUACCACAUCAACAAAAUAAAUCGGGACACGUUCAUAGGCCCGUGAUUAGUGCCUUUGGUUGCAUUUGUCUAACGCUCGUGGCUGGUUGAACUGCUAUUUGCCCGUUGGCCUCCUAGUUAUCCUGAUAUAAAUGCUCACUAGUUUUGUUCGUGUUUUGGUGUUAUUUGUGAAAUGUGUCUGUGGUGUGCUCCGCAACGAUCACCGGCUAUCGGCUUUGUUACCCAAGCAGAUUCCUGCCAUUUAAGAGGUCUCUAGUGCUAGAGCAAUCUUUCGUUUCGAAGUCGAAGGACAAUGAAACGAUUCGUCUCUCAAAUCGCGUCCUGAAUUUACGAACGAGCUAGGCUAUAACAACAGCAACUAAAAGAGAAACAAGCGGGCUUCCACUGUCACGAACACGGUCGAUGUUCGAUGUAAGGCGUUGGAUGUUUGUUCGGUAAGCAUGCUGCUUGUGCCUCCAUUGUUUGACAAGUUAAUGAUGCUGUGAUUUUGCACUCGAGUAUUUCGUAAUCCUGUGUCCUUACUCCUGUCCGUAUCAUUGCAGCCAAGAAAUACAAUACAUUUGAGAAAGUCAAACUCGAGAUGGCAAGGAGAGAUUGCACUGCCUAGUGAUGUGACUGUGAUCGGCGGUCAGUAAAAAAGUGUUAUUGCCUGCGUAAACAAUGUUAUCACCUUCGCUGUUGUUAUUGCUGUGAACAAAAUAAUUGCAAUGAAUACCUAAGAAAACAGAGGUUGAAAAGUGGUCUUCAUGGCGUGUCUUGCGUUCGUGAGUAGCGGCUCGAAUCAUUAAACUUGCGCGAAAUGAUCUACCACUCAGUGUUCACAGCCUCGUUUCUCGUAACUGGACGAAGGCACGUAGCAACAGGCUAUAGCAACAACUCAUGCGUCAUAUCUGUUCGCGAUACUGCACGAAUGUACAUUUACGACUAUCUAUGCUUGUAUUUCAGUAGCUCAUUGUGAACUAACACGGCGAUAGCGCUCGCUGAUGACGUGUAUGAUAGAGGCUUGUUUUAAAUUUUAUUUGACAUUUGGUAUAUCAUUAUUGCCUUACUAUUUACAUUUUUUGUCUGCUAAUGUAUGCUGAGCAUUUUUGUCGGCGUGCAAAGUGUCGUGUGCAACAAUGGAGUUCUAGUGUCAGCUGAAUAAAUUGCCGAACCUAUUCUGGAUGAAUGAAAGCGGACAACAUGAAUGGGCAAUCUUGUUCUACGUUGGUGGAUUUUCUUCUUUCGUAAAAAGUUCCGCACGUCUAUACGGUCAGUGGCUUUCGGUGUCCGCUGAGUUCGCCACCAACAACUGGUCCGAUCAUAAAAUCAAUGAAAACCAGGUACCGCUAGAGUCAGUAAAAAGGUGACGCUGGCCUUCUGAUAGGCCUCCAUCGUGAUCGUGCUCAGUGCUUGUAAAGAGUCAUAUCUGAUGCUCUUUGGGUUACUCGUUGAAAAGUCCUUGCAUGCAUUGUGUCCCGCCGUUGAGGUUUUUACAGCCGACGACGCUACACGCGCGAUCUCCGCUGCGGUUGGUGAACAAGAAGUAAAGAACGCAUCGCUUAUUUGCGUAGAUCCGGACAACUGUUAUCACAACCAAGAAGACUCACCUUAAGGGAUCUCUAGUUACAAUCAACUAAACCAGAAAAUAAGGCAUCAAGAUGACCGGAGAUAGCAACAGCUGCGAUGGUGCAGUACAUCAAUCCCUCGUUCAAGACUGCUCGAACAGAAAUUAUGGGCAUAACGGCCCGAAUAACAACAACAAAGCCGUAAAGGCUGUGCUGUUAUUACGUGGCUGCGAAGGAGAUUUACGUGUGUCAUACCAAUUCAAAGACACCUUCGAUGUCUUUUUAAGGAGUAGUCCUCGUAGGAGUCGUACCCAAACCCGAGAAAAAGAAAGCAUGCGCGGUAUUUUCGAAAUCAUCUCUAUAAGCGAUAGCGGACAAGUGGUCGCCCUUGAAACUGGAUGGAAAAACGAUAUCAACAAGCUGACCGAUGGUCUAGCCGGUUACGCAGAUUUCUCCAAACCCGGAGUGGAUGACAUGGAACCAGAUAGCAUUUACGCGUACAAAGAUGGCGAAAAUUGGAGACGAUGCCGCAUGAUAUCCCGUCACGGGCCUGGACGUUUUCUCGUUGAGCUCAUUGAUUAUGGCGGUACUACUACCACUACACGAGACAAGAUUCUCACGUUGUCACAGCUCUAUAAAGACUGGAGCGUUAAAAGCAUGGAUGUACUAUUCGCUGGUCACUCGCUUGAAAGUGGAUCGCAGGAUAACAUAAAAGAGUUACAAGACAUAUUGUUGAAUAAAAGCGUCCAGCUAGCUUAUACCCAAGAGCGAACCGGCCCACAACAAAGGGAUCGUAUUUCUGUCACAGAGAUCAAGCAGCAAAAUGCUAAUAUGCUCGAGGUGUUGGUUGAAAAAGGCCUUCUUAAAAAAGAAAUCCAACAACGGUAUCAACAGCAACCAUAUGAUCGCCCGCUAAGCCAACAGACCGUUCAUAAUAGGCCACAACGACAAGACCGGCCUCCUUUAAGACCACAAAGACCAAUCACCAAGUCUGGGUCUGGUCCUCAAAGGUCCGACGCAAGACCGCGACACCCCCACGAAGCCAGUGGCAGCGGUAACGGAACCCAGAUAUUCGCGCAGGAUCCCCUAUAUGCCUGCUCAGUUGACCAGCCACUUCAGCAACAGAUCUCAUUCGCGACGAAAAAUAGUUGGGGAACGGCUGAAGCCUGCAAUGAGGAUUCGAGUACUGAGCGUUGGGCCGCGCAACAAGUCGACACAGUUGCCAAGAAGUUCGCCUCCGAUUGGAAUGACCAGCGUGAGAAUCGAGACCCUCAGACUAGUUGGCGCGACGUGAAACAGUGGACUACAACGGAGUGGGACGAUGGUAUGGAUGCUAUGCAGAGCACGUCAGCUGAACAAUCAGUCGCGCCGGUAACCUCUUACAGUCAGCAACACCAAAGAAAAUCCCCUAAAGGCCAACAUAACCGGGAGAUAACUUCCUGGGCCAACGAUCGUACCAAUAGUAAUGCAGCUGCACGAUUGUCCGAUUGGGACUGUGAUGUCGAAUCUGCCGGUCAAGCUGAACUUUCAACGACACAUUAUCAAUUAGCACGGCCAGAGGGUCGGCCACUUCGGGGCCACUCCAGAGACUCAGUCCAACAAGCUCUACUAAGUCAAGGCCAAAAAAAAAAAACGCCUUCAGUACAGAGUGAAAAUGAGGACGUAUUUAGUUCGGCAGGUGACUGGAGUGAUUCAACGAAAAAAGAAUCACCGAAAGCCAAAGAGCUACAACGGAGGGUCAAGAACCUCACUAUCAACGGGGGGAACUCUACGGACAAAUGUGAACGAUGCGUUCAGCUAACUAAUAGGGUAAACACGCUUGAAUCGAGCUUGUACAGUUUGGCGCUUCAAAAAUUGAUCAGCGCCCGACUGACAAACAUCUCAUCGGAGCUGCGCCAAGUGAAGAUCAGUCUGGCACAACUGCGUCUUGAUCCGGCUAGCCAGGAAAACGAGACGGCACUUAGCGCUCUGGCGCAUUGUCGUCGCGAAGGCCGCGUUCGUGUUAGAGAAGUAGAAGAACUACUUCUGACUGCUUCCGCGGAAACUUUGGCUUCAUUCGGGAUGAAUGGGUGGUCACAGUUUGUAGGGGUUAUCUGGAAGCCCAUGAUGGACCUUCAGUAUUUAGACGAGCGGCCACUCUCUGUACACAAGGGCACCGUUAUUCGCCAUGUAGUGCUUGAAGAUGACGGACUGUUGGAAGCGGUAAAUCCUUCACAGCAGCCAUCCGAGAACUCACCUGAACGCGCCACCGUAAUACUGGAGAGGGCGAUCGAGAUUCCGAGGAUGUUCCCCGUUCUUCAGGAUCUCGCGCCGAAUCGUGCACAAGGCCGUGUUAAUUCAGUCUUCUUCAGCGAGGACAACUCAAAGGUAUUUAUACAGUUGGAGUGUCCACAAUCAGUUGAAGAAGACCUUGAGGAGUAUGCUAAGAGUACGAUCGCUUUACUGACUGAACUCCGUGUUAUUGAUCAGUAAACAGAUGUAAAGAAGACUUCAGUGCUAAACUAUAGUAUGGUUGGUGAUGGCAAGAAGUGCCGUAGCACCGGCAUUGCAAGCCGUUGCGGUACAUCUUGAAAUUGCGCAGCCACUGGCCGCCUGAAGAUUAAGUCUACAACGAAGCUUCGUACGAGGCUUAUGAGAGAGCCCCGACGAAUUCACACAAUGGCGAGCACCAAUCGUAAGCGGUUGUCAUCAUCAACAGUGACAGAAAAAGAAGCUAAUUACAGCUUAGCAUAUAUGCGUGAGAAAAAGAUGCAGAAUUUGGGGACGCAGGACAGCUCAGAAGAAUAACUAUAUUUCAUGUAUGCACUCACUAUAUUAGCUGUCCGAAGCUGUAUCAAUAUAGACGAUGAUUUACAGUGCCAAUAUCACCUAUAAUCGCUUCUAUGAAAUGUUAAAAAGCCUAGUACAAGUGUCAGCAUCUUUUCGUGCUCAAACGACCCGAUGAAACAAUCGAUGAUUAAAUUUGUGGCUAAAAGUUCAGCUAGAAGCAGACUUAAAUUCAAUAUCUGUUCUAGUAGAAUCCAUAGUAGUGAAUGUAUUAUUGAAUACUCACAAGCCAAGGCAGCGGGGCUUGUGCACCAUGAGCUGCAUAAAUUCAGCUGCUUGAAUUGAAAUCCGGCUACAACUCAGGUGUGAUAGACUGUCAUGCAAUAUUUGUAUACUAUAUGAAACACUAUUUUGACAUUGUUCCAAUAGUCUCAACAAAAAUUGGCUUAUUAGGAUAACUUACACUUUGCCCUGAACGAUAUUCGAAUCCAUUAUUUUAUUUUUGUCAUGAUAUAUGUAAAGGAAGCUAUGAGUUUGCUUAUCCAAUGCUUGUACUGGUUUAUAGUACACUAAUUUUAGUGAAUCUCCAGGUUCUGAUCAAAACGGACCUUUUCUCUGAACUUGAGUGGUAAAAAGGUACAUGAAGCGGCUAGAAACUAAAAUCUCUAUUGAGAUGAUGACUUUGGCUAAUUAAAUACGGCGUGAGUUUGCGCUUUGUGCUAUUUAUUCGCGCUACAGUUAAUGAUCCUAUAAUUAUAUCUUUAUCUUUUGUUCCGUAUAUAUUUUCUUCUAUGCACAGCGCAUAUAUAUACCACUAGAACAUAUAAAGCUAAAUAAAUCACUAGAUACAUCAAAUGUAUAUUUGCUUAGAACGAUAUUUCGUUGACUGUAAAAGUGCAAGCAACGAAGAGCAAAAGCACAAACUCGUCGAAAAACGUCGAAACAAAGUCGAAAAACGAUAAAAGAUGAUAUACAAAUAUAGAUACAAACCAUCAGGUGUGCAUUGUAUUACUGGAUAACAGAGCAAAUUAAUGGUACAAACCUGCUGUAAUUCUGUAUUGAAUAUUGAGUAUAUUGUCAUGAAUAGUGUCACACGGCGACAGUGUUUGAAAAAAGUUUUUUUUUUGUAAUAACUUGCACAUCAACACACAAAUGCUUGAAAAUGCGUAUAUAUAUAUAUAUAUAUAUAUAUAUAAUUUUAUAGUAAUUAUACAACAAAAGGUUCAAAGGCUGCCGACAACACAGAUCAAUGCGGACGAGCAACACGGAUAUGAAUGCGUAAAAAGAUGCAAAUGACUGCACGGAAGCUAUUGGAUAUCUGCAAUGCUCGAAUUCGAACGAGAACAAAAAAAUAUUAAAUAUUCUAUUGUGUAUAUAAAUAUGCAACGACAAUAGUCAUUUUUUAUAAGAACGUCUGUAUGCGAUGCGCAAAGCAGCUGUAAACAGCAGCGACAGCAGCAGCAGAAUGAUCAUUGAACCUGCAAUGUUUAUACUGUCAACGGUUUGUUGAAAAUGACUAGAAAUUGUUCGCUACAUUUUUAGGCGAACGUUGUUUUUAAACAAAUUCAACUGCCUGUCACUUAUGGGAAUUCGAAACUAUGAUUUUUAGGAAUGAAAAUAAAGUCAAAUUUGAAAGAGAAAGAUUUUCAUUGCAUCAUAGAGGUUAUUGUUUUAACGAGAACUAGUGUUGAACGUGUGACCUGUGCGAAUAAUCCUAAUUUCCACGAAAUCUUUGACCAGAUUUUCCGGAAUAUCGACAGCUGUGUUCUAAAUACCAUACGUUAUUGUAUAGUUUUCUUCAGUAAAUCAAUGUCCCUACUUAUUCAAAACAGUGCGAUGGAUAUAUGCGAGAACAAGUAUGCAUCUAACGAGAAAUAAGAAAAGUGCAUUAAGAAAAUUUUGUCUUAGUUUAUUAAAAUUGUUAUAAAAUAGUUGUUUAUUAAAAUAUAGUACACAACAUGUGGUGAAAAAUAUUCCUCAAUAUAUGUUUUUCCGGUAGUUACAUCAACGUAUUCUCUCUAAUUCGUCAACAAGAAGCAAUAGUUAAUUGUCGAAGUGUACUACUUAAUCGCCGGAAACUACAUUUGCUUGAGAAAGUGCCCAGUUACGAUCUUACGAUAUGUAGAAACAGAUUGAUCUGCAUUGGGCUGUCGAGAUAACUGGUUGGAUGUUUUUGAUAAUAAUGAAUUUUAUCGUAAGGCCUGAUAUAAUGGAUAUUAUUACUAUACGAAUCUUAGAUAAUGUCGACGUCGUCAGUAUGAUUGUCCGAUCUCGCCGCAUUCGACGACAAUCUUUACCAGUGGGGCGUUAGAUAUCAGACCAGACGGAUAGACUUUUUGCUUCAAGCUUAGCAGGUUAGUUGUUGAUAAAAUAAACUAAAUUGGAAAUACAUAACUGCGUAUCAGCAGUCUUGCUUUUAUAUAUAGUCGAAACCAUUGUCGCAAAAAUUGGAACGCUUGGAAGCCGAUAACCCGAUGGCUGCUUCGGCUGUUCGGGGAAUCGCCCCGUCAACAACGGGAGAAACGUUAACGUGUCAACUUUGCUCAACGCGUUCGUACGCUGAAUCGCUUUAACCAAGUUCUGUCAAAUUUACCAAAGACUAUGAUACAUUUUGGGGUUCUUCGUAUAAUAGAUUCCCGUAUCCCUUCGUAUAAAAAAGUCGCCGAUAACCUGAUAUACGUUAUCCCUAGUUGGCUGAAAUUCAUGGCAAAAAACAGCUAGUCAACAGCAGUAGAUAUCAAUGCCUUGCCGAUUGGUAGAAUCGAAUUUUUUGAUGACGAUUAGCUCAAUUCGAAUAGCUUUGAGUCUAGUUCUGUCAUACGAUGUUGAUAACAGACAUGUGUUUUUUAUUUAACAGUUGGCGACUAGAUUAAGUAAAAAGGCCUGGAUGCAACCCUGGAUCGACUUAGAUGGCAUAUCUAUAGUAGCGAUGCGUCAGCUGUGUAGUAGAUAGAUUGUCUUUCACCUUUGCAUUGAACUAACUAGCAGCAAACAUGACCUGAGUUAAUCUUGAAAUUGUACACAAGAACUAGAUGUUUUAAUGACCUUAAAAGCUCUAUGAAUGUCAAUUAAUAAAUUUGUAUGACUACUCUUCCAUAAAUACUAGGUUAUUUUGAUAUAAAUUUUUCAUUUGUAAAAUUUGAUGUAAUUUUUUUAUAAGAUCUAUUCUAUUAUAUAGCAGUAGUAACCCACGAUUAACUGAGUAACCAUACAUUACUGAAGUUAAUUAUGCUAUUGCACUUUUCAAGCGCAAGUUAACCUUAAGCUACGGGGAAUCGUUCUAGGGAUCGUCACAUAGAAUCACAACAACAGUGGGCGUCUCCAACAAGUGCGUCUCUUGAGAAAGUAGGCUGUGCUCAGCAUUUUCGGGAUUAUGCCACUGACUAAAUACUGCCAGAUUGUCCACUAAAGUAUCCAGAUACAAUUAAGAGAUCCUUCACGAUUCGGCAUAUUAUAAUACGCGUAUAUCAACGUACACAACACAGAUUUUACUAAGUCAUACCAUAAAACGUUGCCGAUUAAAAAACCAAUUUGUUUCGAUUUCUAUCGAUAACAAUCCUAAACAUGUAAUAUCAUGUAUUGCCUAAGUCCUA